AUGGUGAAGCUAUCGGAGUCCGCUGUCUAUAUUCGUACAAAAUCUUCACUAGAAAACGUGAAAAAACUUAACUUAUGGGGUUGUGGUAUUGAUGACAUUCAAGUAUGUGAGAAAAUGGGUCUUUUGGAAAUUCUAUCUUUAAGUGUGAAUGAAGUGAAAUCCCUUUCACCACUUCAACACUGCAAGAAUCUGAAAGAACUGUAUCUUCGUAAAAACUGUUUGGAAUCUCUAGAUGAAUUGGAAUAUCUCAAAGAUCUCCCAAAUCUACGAACACUUUGGAUUGAUGAGAAUCCAUGUGUCGGAGAAGGAGGACCAGAAUAUCGAAGGAAAGUUAUCAGACUACUACCAAAUCUGACUAAACUUGAUGAUAAACCUGUAACUCAAAGUGAUCAUCAAGAAACAAUAGAGGACAGUAUUCCAGAAUGUGAUAUGCACACUUCGAUCUACAGUACCCGUUCUAAUCGAUCUAAUAGUAUUGAUUUGAUGAGUAGAUCUGUUUAUGUGGGUCCCGCAGUUGUCGAUAGAAUUGUUCAGCCACAACUUAUACACUUUGGAGAUGCAUCUGACGAAGAGAGAGUCGUAUAUCAGCCUAGAUCAUUUUCAGUUGAAGUUCCCGGAAUGCCAAUAACUGAUGAUAAUAAUUACUUAGAGAGUGCACCAACUUCUCAUAGAGGAUCCAGACAUAAUUUGAUGUCUCAAUCUAUGUAUGGAACACUGUGUGGAACAUUAGCAGAAGAACCAAGUUCUGCCGACGGAGAUGAUGAUUGGAAUGAUUUUAGCCUUGAAGAAGAUCGUGUAAUGGUGCAAAUGCCGCUAGCUGCUUCUCAUAGAAUGUAUCAAAGCAUGCAUGAAGGAAUGGUCAUGGAAAUGAAACGACCGACAUACGGUAGAAGUAUAAGUAUGCCACGUCGUAGAGUAACAAACGCUACACAACGUGCGAGUUCAAUGAGUCCAGCCAGAGAACAACGUCUAACAAAAAUCAUGUCAGCUGUAUCGGUUCUUCUUGAUGAACUCGAUCCGGAUGGUCUUCGACAAGUGGUCGAUGAAGCACAGAGGAGGCUGAAAAAGCAGAGAUAG
This is a messenger RNA of Caenorhabditis remanei, 1077 nucleotides long. RefSeq lists its product as uncharacterized. The record is from RefSeq and is a predicted model, not a curated record. Gene Ontology annotation, molecular function: protein binding. Bases 1 to 1077 code for a protein of 358 amino acids. The transcript is spliced from 7 exons. NCBI's taxonomy places the organism in Eukaryota, Metazoa, Nematoda, Chromadorea, Rhabditida, Rhabditidae. Gene Ontology annotation, biological process: cytoskeleton organization.